Messenger RNA from Suhomyces tanzawaensis NRRL Y-17324, 3180 nucleotides. It is a transcript of the gene MED14, whose product is annotated as Med14p. Bases 1 to 3180 code for a protein of 1059 amino acids. The transcript is spliced from 4 exons. Gene Ontology annotation, biological process: regulation of transcription by RNA polymerase II. Gene Ontology annotation, molecular function: transcription coregulator activity. Gene Ontology annotation, cellular component: core mediator complex; mediator complex. NCBI's taxonomy places the organism in Eukaryota, Fungi, Ascomycota, Pichiomycetes, Serinales, Debaryomycetaceae. The record is from RefSeq and is a predicted model, not a curated record.
AUGACCGACACCAUCAAAAAUGGCACCCAUACUGGCGGCAAGCUUCCAGCCGACAUCCCCCACAUCACCAACAACAUCCUUCCGUUGUCCAACAUCCUCAAGUUUUACACUCAGGAAGCGUACAAGCAGAUCACAACCCUCAUAGAAAACCUCUCCAGCACCAAGCACUCGGAGUCCGACUCCAGUCGAAAGAAGACGUUCUUGAAGUUGAUCAUCUCGCUCAGACAGGACUUCAUCAAGAUGUACACGCUUGUCAAGUGGGCCAGUAACUCCAAAGACGUGUCCAAAUUCAUCGAUCUUCUCAACUGGUUCCGCAUGCAAGAAUUCCACUUCGAACAGUUGAGCUUCCAGUUGAACGCGUUGAACAGCUUCUCGGGAGCAAAGCUUCCCAACUCGGACUUGAUCACCAGUUUGGAGGUCCUUCUCAAGGGACGUCCGCAACUCCCGUCGUACAAUUUCUUAAAGGUGCCCAAGGUGACACCGGAGAAGACCUUGGAGGUGCUACAGGACUUGAAUCUCAUAUUGAUGACCAGAAUGGCACUCACCGACAUCCCGGACAGAUUCUUGAAGGAGUACGAGAUCAAGGACGGGCGGAUCAUAUUUUCGGUCCUGAGUGAAUUUCAGGUGGCCAUCACGGUCGCCAACGACCUCGUGAUCGAAACCAACGAGGACUAUUACAAGUCGCCGUUUUACUUUGUGGACUUCAAGUUCUUGUUUGGUAUCAAUCCCGAAACCUCGCUCAUAACUCAUAGACAUAACAAAAUCACAACUAGACUACCCCAAAACUCGCACGAAAAGUUGGAAAAGACCGUCAACACGAUACUAUUGAACCAAGGAUUGAAUGGGUUGUACGACUUACUUCAUAAGUACUCCAUUUCGUUCAAAUUAUACUUAAUCGCCAAACAAUUGAAGGACUUGGUGUCCAACUCAAAGUGGAAAAGCAGUAUCCAAUUCAACUAUCAAAACGGUAAGUCCUUAAUUAUCAUCAACUAUUGGUGUGGCCAUUAUUUAUCGAGAAACUGGAAAUCGUUCAUCGAAAUUGGUAUCGACAGAUCCUACAACUUAAACUUCAGAUGGUUCAAGAACGGAGGUUACGUCCUUGAUCAUGGUAUAGUGGACAUAUUCAAGGAGUCGCUCCCCUCAGACUCAGCCGAUGAAGAAGAAGGUUCUGGCGAGGAAGAAUCAGACUUGAGCGUUGAAUUGAUUCUCAACACCAUAAUUAAUAAGCAUUCAGAAGGCUUAAUAUCCAGCAUCUAUAAUCAAUUUACUUCUCGGGUUUCUAAGUCCUCGACAACCCAAGAAGAUCAAAUCUCAUAUAUUUCACCACUUCAAUUGCUCAUAAAAUUGUCCCCAAAAAAAACAACCAUUUUCGCUAUUAAUCCAGCCACCGGUUACUUUUACUUUAUAGACCCAACCCCGAUCCAGAAUCAAUUCACAAAGAGAAUCAAUUCUAUUCCUUUAAAGAUUCAAAACAAAUUUUUCUUGAGCGAACUGGACUUAAUCAACAAUGUGGUUGAGAGUUUAGUACAGCUAAGACUCGAAACUUAUACCAAGGAGAUCCACAACCGCCUUAUUACCACCGAAUGGAUUAACAACAGUAUCAUCAAAUUAAAUGAAUAUGAGACAGGCAAGUUGCUCAGCUAUAUAAACAACAUAUCGACCAAUCUGACUAAGAUCCAGUUUUACCGUCGCAAAAACUGGCCAUCAUCUUGGUAUUUGAUUAACUUGACAAAUGGAAUUACAAAUAGUACGCAUUGGUGGGUUUCUAGAAUUAAAUCUAUAAACGGAGAUUGGAAAGUUCAAUGGAUACAGAAACUCUUGUUGAAGGAUGGAGAUGAUGACGAGCCAAUCAUGUUGGAUUUCAGAUUUUUCUCAAGCUUAUCUAAAUUGUGCUCGAAUAUGAUUAUUGAUCACAUGAUUUUGGAGGAGUUACAACUAAGAAACAUCAAGCACUUAAAGGUGGAGAAGAUUGAUCAAGUUUUAAAGAAGUUCAAUCUUGAAGAUAGUGAUGGUCAUAUAGAGGACAAGGAAGCAAGCCCUAAUGAUCCCACACCUCCUUCACCAAUUUCCUAUGAAUCCAUCUUAUUGUUGUACAAUGAUCACCUUCUUCCCGUGUACAAUUCUUCUACUAGUCUUUUCUUGAAGAUCAGUUUGAUUAAUGUGAACCAGCAAACUCAGAUGAAAUUAAAGUUAUUUGGAAACUUGAGGAAUCUUGCCAUCAAAAAUUCUGAAGACAAGCUAAUUAAAAUUGACGAGUCCAAGAAGAUUUUUGAGAUUAACGAUUUAAUUAAUCUUACAAGCAGAAUGGGGGGCAAUGGAAAAAGUGAGGAUAUUUUAGAAUUUUCUGACACCUCUUCAUCCUCCAAAAAUCUACUUGAUUUGAUCUUCAACAACUUGAACAAACUCAAUGAGCUUAUUAAGAUUUUGGACCAGUUGAAUAAGAAUAAUAUUAGAGUGCUAACCAACUCAAUUAACGACAUCACCAUUAAAGUUGAUGAUAAUAUUGAAGACUUAGUGAUUAAGCUACCAGAAAAGUCCACGGAUUCCAUAACAUUAGCUGCACAUGAAUUCAUCAAAUCUGACAAAGACGCCGAAGAGAAUGAACUCAACCUUAUUUUGAUCUACAUGAACAGAUACUUGAAAGAUCACGCAAGCUUGGCCACCAAGAAGGACGCUGGGACAGACCCAAUUGUUGGAAUUAUUAAGUACUUCAAGGAAUUUAAUCCGAUUUUCAAGUCUAUCCAAAGUAUACAUACGUUAUUCAAUCAUUCAGAGACGAUGCCAUUGAUAGGGGUUCAUAAAAUGCCAAAAUUGAACUUUGAUGUGAAGUUGCCCUCACUCAAUCAGAUCCAGUAUAUGUUCUAUAUCAAUUAUUUGAGUGCUUCUGGUUCCAAGAAGACUCAAAAUGACAAGUUUGUUAUAACGUUGACAUUUAAGAACAAUAAGUUCGAGAAGGGAAAUACGAAUAUAGUCAAGAUUUCAUUGAAGGACAACUUGAAUUCUAAGAACUUGAAGUACAAAGGACUCUUCGAGUUGAUUUUCAAGGCCAUCAACGAGGUUGAUGCACUGACUCCUUCAUUGAUCAAAUUGAACUAUGACUUUUUGGUCAAUGUGGAAUUAGUAGAGGAGGUGAUGGUCAAAAUCUCGAAGUGCUUCUUGGUGUACGCGAAAGCUGAAUAG